CGAGCGGCGCGGGACGCCGAGUGUAGCCAUGCAGAGAACCGCCUCCGAGCAGCCGCACAAGCGGCCCCGGCGUGAGGGCGAGCCCCGCACGCCGCCAAACACCCCUUCCGCAGCGGCGGCCAGGGACGCGGAUCCCGAACUCCCCUCCGACGGCCGGACCUGGAACGCGGAGCAGGUGUGCUGCUUCCUAAAGCGCAAUGGCUUCAAGGAUCCCGCGCUGCUGGACCGCUUUCGAGAAAAGAAUAUCACAGGUUCAUUACUGCUCUAUCUUGAUGAGUCUCAUCUUGAUAACCUGGGAAUAAGUCCCCUGUGGGAGAGAAAGAAGCUGCUUAAUUCUAUCGGACUGAUUCAAACUCAUGGUGAUAGAGUGAAGGUAAUUAAUGAUCCUAUCCAUGGCCAUAUUGGAUUUCACCCUCUCCUUAUCCGAAUCAUCGACACACCUCAAUUUCAACGGCUUCGAUAUAUUAAACAGUUGGGAGGCGCUUACUAUGUUUUCCCAGGAGCUUCACACAAUCGAUUUGAACACAGUCUAGGUGUAGGAUAUCUAGCAGGAUGUCUAGUCCGAGAACUGAGUGAAAAACAACCAGAGCUGCAGAUAAGUGAACGUGACAUGCUCUGUGUUCAGAUUGCUGGGCUUUGUCAUGAUCUCGGUCAUGGGCCAUUUUCUCACAUGUUUGAUGGAAGAUUUAUUCCACUUGCUCGCCAAGAUGUGAAAUGGAAGCAUGAACAGGGCUCCGUUGACAUGUUUGAGUACCUCAUUAAUUCUAACGAUCUCAGACCCGUCAUGGAGCGCUAUGGCCUCAUCCCUGAAGAAGAUAUUUGCUUUAUCAAGGAACAAAUUACAGGACCACGUGAAUCACCAGUCAAAGGAUCAUCAUGGCCAUAUAUAGGCCGUCCUAAAGAGAAAAGCUUCCUUUAUGAGAUAGUGGCCAAUAAAAGAAAUGGCAUUGAUGUGGACAAAUGGGAUUAUUUUGCCAGGGACUGCCAUCAUCUUGGAAUUCAAAAUAGUUUUGAUUAUAAGCGCUUUCUUAAGUUUGCCCGUGUCUGUGAAGUAGAUAAUAGUCUGCAUAUUUGUACUAGAGAUCAGGAGAUUGGGAAUCUAUAUGACAUGUUCCAUAUACGCAACUCUUUACACCGUAGAGCUUAUCAACACAAAGUUGGCAACAUCAUUGAUUAUAUGAUUACAGAUGCUUUCCUUGAAGCAGACCCCUACAUAGAGAUUACAGGUUCUGAAGGAAAAAAAUGUCGCAUUUCUACAGCAAUUGAUGACAUGGAAGCCUUCACUAAGCUAACAGAUAACAUUUUUCUGGAGAUUUUACACUCUACUGAUCGCAGAUUGGAUGCCGCACGAGAGAUUUUAAAAAAAAUUGAAUGCCGUAAUCUAUACAAGUACGUGGGUCAGACUCAGCCAGACAAAGAGAGAAUUAAAAAGGAAGACUGUGGAAAGUUUUCAAAAGAGAUUGCCGAUGCCAAACCUGAUAUACCACCUCUGCAAGUUGAACUGAAGGCUGAAGAUUUCAUAGUGGAUGUUAUCAACAUGGAUUAUGGAAUGGAAGACAAGAAUCCUAUUGAUAAUGUUCGCUUCUAUUGUAAGGCUGACCUCAACAAAGCCAUCAGGAUUAGUAAAGAACAGGCUUCACAGCUUUUGCCAAAGAAAUUUGAAGAACAGCUAAUUCGAGUAUAUUGUAAGAAGACGGAUGAUCAGAGUAUGUAUGCUGCACAACAACAUUUUGUUAAUUGGUGCAAAAUCAGAAAUUUCACCAAGCCGCAGGAUGGUGAUGUUAUAGCCCCACAUAUAACACCUCUAAAAGUGGAGUGGAAUUACCCGUUUGAAACUCACACCCGAAGAGCAUCCAAAAGCCUUUUUCAGGAUGACUGUGUGUGAAUGCCUGCAGUCAUUUCUUUACAAAAACUCCUCUCCCCAGCACAAUUAAUUAAUUGAGGGAAUUGGAUCAUAUAGUUCUACAAAUUUAGUGACAGCAAGUGCUUUUUAUUUUAUAUUUUGAAUGUAUACCUAUGCUGAGCCAAACAAUUUUUAUUCAAAGAAACUAGAAGGUAUUGUGCAAAUCUUGCUCUACAUGCUAUGAAGAAUAUUAUCUUGCCUAUUUUUAGUAUUAAUUAAAGCCUUUCUCUUUUAGUAGUCUAUUUUCUUAGAAUAACAAUUCUUUUAUAUAUAUAUAUAUACUCUGAACUUUUGGGGCAUAUGAUUGUUUUUUAAAAAAGAAAAUUGGAAAUGAUACAAGGGUACACAUUGGAAUUUGAAAUUGGGAUUGUCAUGAACAGCCAUGGUUAAAAACCAAACACAAAACCCUAGCCCCUAAGGAGGUAUCACCUUGAGAAUAGCUUGCCUUAAGUGAUCUAAGCAUUAGUGAAGGACACCUUUCCUCACUCUUUUAGCCAAGUUGGGGGAAACGGAGAUGAGAACCAGGAGUGGGCUCCAGCUCUCCGUUGAGAAGCCUGAUUAAAUUAUUGAAAAGAUCUGAGGGCUCUGGCCUCUGAAGUAGGACAUAAAAUACCUUUUAGGAGACCCUGCCCUCAGUGGCAGAGGGAUCCCCCAAACCAGGCUGUUCUCUGGGUCAGUCGUGGCUCCAGACUAGGCAGUUUGUUUCUCUCCUGAAUACUCACUGCCCAAGUCUUGGCUUUACCACCGCCCAGCCUGGGAAAGGAGGCUCCAACCUGCUCUUACAUCUCAGGAACACUCCUUGGGGCUGCCCAGAGUUGGGACUUUGUUGGUGCUGGUUCAGUGCACUUUACGGUUUUAAAGCAAAGACUGAGCUGCCCAUGCUAAGAUGAGUGAUUACCCAGUGAAUUCCAGGUUCCCCUUUGUAAAUGGAUUUCCUUACCUCCAGCAGUGGAGUGGACACCCCUGCGGUUGAGCAGUGCUCCUGUGCUGAGCACCGUGCCCCCCCCCCCACAAACACACCUUUCCAGUUGUACAGAAAUUCACAAAGAGCAAAGUCUUAGAGCUAAUGAAGAGUAGAGUAGCUAAAACCCUUCUCUCACUACCCCUGUGAUGCUGUGCGGUGAGGAUGUGUUCACAGGUGGGCUCAGAGAAGCAGAGGUGAAGUCAGUCAUGGCACUGGGUCAUACCUGUUUUGGCCAACGUGCCUCUAAAACAUCUGGUGGGGAGAACUCUAGGCCUCAGACUUCGUGUACCCAGACCCACGGUUAAGAAUGUAAUGUUUCUCUGCUCAUUUUGUUUUAUGUCUGCAACUCCUACCUUUAAAUCAUUGUGGUUUCCUUUGGAAUUUCGUAGUCCCAACUGUGUCAUUGUGCUGAGAAAUAACUUAAAUCUAUUGCAUAUAAGGCAGCGGCACUUUAUGCUUUUUACAGUUGUUUUAAUGAUGAGAACCAUGUAUCAUUUAUAAGGUCAGAUUUAUUUUAAGAAACAUCUUCAUUGUAUAAAAAUGGAGAUGUAAACAGCUUAGCCUCUGAAGUUACUGAAUGUUAUCACCUUGAUGUAAACAGAACUACAAGUUUUAAUGACUGUUUAAUUUGGAUAAGGGAAAUACCUGCAAUAAAGCUUCAUAAUGUAUCUGCACCUUGAAA
Molecule: messenger RNA, 3549 nt
Organism: Miniopterus natalensis
Lineage: Eukaryota; Metazoa; Chordata; Mammalia; Chiroptera; Miniopteridae
Gene: SAMHD1
Product: SAM and HD domain containing deoxynucleoside triphosphate triphosphohydrolase 1
Biological process (GO): regulation of innate immune response; dGTP catabolic process; defense response to virus
Cellular component (GO): nucleus
Molecular function (GO): dGTPase activity; protein binding
Source: RefSeq, a predicted model, not a curated record